GCUCUGUUUUUAGCUUUUACCAGUCGGUCUCUUAAGUUCUUAUGGAAGGGCCUAGGAAUCGUCCAUGUCAUGGAUUUGGACUGUGGUCUUGGCUCAAGUAGCGUCUGCCUUGCGUCAUAAUUUGCAUAUAGGGAGUGACUGUUAGAGUAGAUUGCUAUUUUCUGGCUGCAAUUAAUGGAUGUUCCCUAUAUAUAGGGCGGUAAAAUCCCAGAUAUCGGCCGGGUUCUUGUUCUUGUUUGAUUCACAAGACAAUCAACGUAUUAUUUGUUCACGGCUCUUAUGUGGACACUUGUCUUCUAUUUGUGUGGGAAUGUGACGAAAUGUGCUUCGAUUAGUUUCAAACGAUUCGGGGAAAACAGCUUUAGCUUAUGUUUAGAUUCUCGGCCGGAAGAAUGCCAGGUAGCAUUGUGAGUUAUGAUGAUUGAUUACCUUGGAUAUGCCCAACGAUCAAAAAGGAAGGGAAAAUUGUCUACUUUCGUACGGUCUAAGGAUAUGGAAUGGAAGGAAGGAAUAGUGAAUGAUUUUGGUUGUUGGUGGAACUUGGAAUGGAAGCUGUCAAAUUGGAGAUAGUGCAAAUCUUUCCCAUCUUCUCUGGAGGCCCUUCAACUAAUAAUCAGUCUGCUUAGCUGUCAGUCAGCCUUCUGCUUUGGUGUGGGAGCAUGUCCCUCAAUCCCUCUCACAUCUGAAUAAGAAUCAGAGGAUAUUAUGCUGAAUUGUAUGGUACAUGACUUGAUUUUUUCAAAGCCUUAUGUUUAGUUGUUAGAGAUGUUGGGCUAAGUCUCGGUGAAUGUUGUUUAUUUGCUGGAAACCUACUAUGUUCAACUGUUCAAGUGAAUUGUGUUCAUUGUUUGAACCUACCGAGCUAGUUGAGUGAAGGAUUUGAUUCUCUCUUUUUAGGUCUUAUCUUAAAUCUUCACAUGGAUCUAUUGUGCGACUACUACCUUUACUAGAUAUGGGAUUUAACUGAUGACAAUCUUGAAUCAUUACUUUUCCGAUCUGGGAUUUUGCUGAAUCCACAGGCUGCUUGUUAUGAGUCAAUUAAAGUCUGGUAAAAUUUAUAUAAGUGAUUGUGAUAAGGCACGAUGGUUUAAGGGUGCUUCAUGGAGAUCCAUGCUGGUUUUGUGUUGGCUGUGAUUUUGACAAGAUGAGACACAUGAGUUUUGCCUACUUUUUCCUGAGCUGUUGAAUGUUGCAACUUUCAACACUGAUUAGCAGUAGAUAACAUCUAUUACAUGGAAACUGAAAUAACAUGUCCGUAAAAAUAAUUGGGAGUUUUUCACUGAAAGGAUGUGAUAUCUGAUUUGCAUGGGUUACAUGGAAUGCUAUUUACAGGGGAUUUCUAGAUAUUAUUGCAAUAAUCAAGGUCAAGGUCAAGGUAAAGGUCAUCCAUCCAUAAGGAUUGAAGCUUGUGUACCACUUCACUUAAUCAAAUGGGAACAGGUGAAGAGAGCGGACCUGCUAAACCAUCUAAACCGGCAGCUACUUCUACUCAGGAAGUUCAAUCAACACCCGCAUAUCCAGAGUGGCCAGGUUCCAUGCAGGUUUAUUAUGGUGCUGGAGCCACUCCACCUUUUUUUCCAUCAACUGUUGCUUCUCCCCACCCCUAUGUAUACCAGCAUACAUUUGUACCACAUUAUGGCACCCCAGUUCCAUAUCCAGCUCUAUAUCCUGCAGGGGGUGUGUAUCCUCACCCUAAUAUGGCCAUGGCACCAAACACAGUAGCACCAAGCGCGGAGACGGAAGGAAAGGGAGUUAAUGGAAAGGAUCAGCCCUCUGCAAAGAAGACAAAGGUAACACCAGUAAGCAAAGUUGCAGAGAGUGGAAAAGCAGCUUCAGGUUCAGGGGACGGCGGCUCCCAAAGUGGAGACAGUGGCAGCGAGGGCUCGUCAGAUGGUAGCGAUGACCAGCAGGAAUAUACAGCAAGUAAGAAGGGAAGCAGCUUCAAUCAGAUGCUGGCAGAUGCCACUGCACAAAACAACAAUGGUGCACCAAACCCCCAUGGUGCUGUGCCUGUUGCAUCUGUUCCGGCAACCAAUCUAAAUAUUGGGAUGGACUUAUGGAACGCCUCUCCUGCUGCUGCUGCCUUGGGAACUGCAAAAAUGAGGACGAAUCCCCCUGGUGGUUCAUCGUCAAUGCCUGAGCAAUGGCUUCAGGAUGAGCGAGAAAUUAAAAGGCAGAAGAGAAAGCAAUCUAACAGGGAGUCGGCUAGAAGAUCCAGAUUACGCAAGCAGGCUGAAUGUGAAGAGCUACAACAUAGGGUACAAAACCUGACCAACGACAAUCACGCUCUUAAAAAUGAGUUACUGAGGCUUUCUGAGGAGUGCGAGAAACUGAAAUCUGAGAAUGAUUCCAUCAAGAAAAAAUUGAAGGACUCAUACGGGCAAGAAGCAGAAGAUCAGCUUGAGCAAAACAACCUGACCUCGCGAGGUGACGAAGGGAAUAGUUGAGAGAUGACAUUAGGAGGCUACUUCUGAUAGAUAUAUAGCACUGCCCUACCCAGUUGGUCUACUCGCAGUUACGAAGUAUUGACCACCUUAUUGAGCCAUAGGACAAUGAUUCUCUUCACUGAUCUAUACCCUAUUUACCCUUAACCCUUUUUAGUUGUAACAGUGUUUUCAACAUUUUUUUUUUACAUCCCCUUUAUAAGGACUGUAACUGAGCUGGAAUCCGUGCUCAUGAGACCUAUACGACUGCUUUGUUGUGCUAUUAUUAGUCAAGCAGGUCGUAAGAAGGCCAUGUCUGGGGAUUUUGUGUAUUACUACAUACAGUAGUCUGGUUAAUUUUCCCUCCAUUGAACAGAAGGAUAGCAAUUUUCGAAUCAAUGUGCGUAUAUGAA
Linum trigynum is the source of this 2836-nucleotide messenger RNA. NCBI's taxonomy places the organism in Eukaryota, Viridiplantae, Streptophyta, Magnoliopsida, Malpighiales, Linaceae. The record is from the annotation of a GenBank genome assembly.